This is a messenger RNA of Closterium sp. Yama58-4, 501 nucleotides long. Lineage: Eukaryota; Viridiplantae; Streptophyta; Zygnematophyceae; Desmidiales; Closteriaceae. The record is from the annotation of a GenBank genome assembly.
AUGGCCGUCCUCGCGCUGCCGCUUGCCGCGGCGGACUGGCAGCAGCGCGCGGGAUGGUGGCUGCUGCACGCGGAGGCGCGCCUCGACGCGUUCCUUGAGAACACGGACACCGCCACCCUCGACGCCCUGCUCGCCGUGCUCCCCACCGCCUCGCUUCCGCCCAUCAGCGGCGGUGGGCGCAACGGCGGCGGCAUCGCUGGCGGAGGCAGCGCGGGGGGCGCACGGAACGGGCAGGGCGGGAGGCGCAUGAGGCUGGGGAUGGGGCGAGAACUGCUGAUGUGUGCAUUCGGCCGCGCUGCUAGGCAGGAGGGACAGAAGCAGGGGGGGCAGCAGCAGCAGCAGGGGGGAGCGCAGCAGCCGCCUACAGGUGGAUUUCCAGGUGGCGAUGGCGGAGUGAACAGCACGGUGAGCGGGUAUGCUGUGCUGGCAGGCAGCAGCGCAGCAGGUGUGACGUGGGGUGGGCAGCUCAUGGGGGCCAAGAUGCCCUCCGCUGCUGUUUAA